AUGUCUCCCAAAACUAUUACUGUAAUUAUGUUAUGUUAUAUUGUAAAGUGUACAUCCCAAAGUCUCUCUAAAACAAUAACUGUAAUCCUGUUAUGCUAUAUUGUAAAGUGUACAUCCCAAUGUCCCUCUAAAACUAUUACUGUAAUUCUGUUAUGUUACAUUGUAAAGUGUACAUCCCAAUGUCUCUCUAAAACUAUUACUGUAAUUCUGUUAUGUUACAUUGUAAAGUGUACAUCCCAAUUUCUUUUUAAAACUAUUACUGUAAUUCUGUUAUGUUACAUUUGUACAUUCCAAUAUCUCUCUAAAACUAUUACUGUAAUUCUGUUAUGUUACAUUGUAAAGUGCACACCCCAAUAUCUCUUUAAAACUAUUACUGAAGUUCUAUUAUGUUACAUUGUAAAGUGUACAUCCCAAUAUCUCUCUAAAACUAUUACUGAAGUUCUGUUAUGUUACAUUGUAAAGUGUACAUCCCAAUGUCUCUCUGAAACUAUUACUGAAGUUCUAUUAUGUUACAUUGUAAAGUGUACAUCCCAAUAA
Messenger RNA from Lottia gigantea (owl limpet), 537 nucleotides. RefSeq lists its product as hypothetical. The record is from RefSeq and is a predicted model, not a curated record. NCBI's taxonomy places the organism in Eukaryota, Metazoa, Mollusca, Gastropoda, Lottiidae. Bases 1 to 537 code for a protein of 178 amino acids. The transcript has 2 exons.